Messenger RNA from Prosopis cineraria, 751 nucleotides. RefSeq names its product acyl carrier protein 1, chloroplastic. Gene Ontology annotation, molecular function: acyl carrier activity; phosphopantetheine binding. The transcript has 4 exons. The record is from RefSeq and is a predicted model, not a curated record. Bases 108 to 512 code for a protein of 134 amino acids. Gene Ontology annotation, biological process: fatty acid biosynthetic process. NCBI's taxonomy places the organism in Eukaryota, Viridiplantae, Streptophyta, Magnoliopsida, Fabales, Fabaceae.
UGUAUUUCACACUUUCCGGUUCAUAAACCCUAUCCAUAUCCAUCUCUUACACUUAACACUUCCUUUCUCCUUAUUUCACUUCUGGCGUUUUCUCUGUGCUCCCUUCAAUGGCCUCUGUUUCAGCCACUUCUCUCAAGCUUUUCAGCAGCACUAGCCAGGCUUCUUGGAGAAGUUCAAGUUUGAGGGCUCUGUCAGUGAGAUGGACAAAUACUAGCUUCCCUUCCUUGAGAACUUCCCGUUUCCGCAUAUCUUGCGCUGCAAAACCCGAGACAGUGCAGAAAGUCUGCGAGAUUGUGAGGAAACAACUUGCUCUGCCUCCCGAAUCUGAGCUCACUCCAGAAACCAAGUUCUCUGCCCUCGGUGCUGAUUCCCUUGACACUGUGGAAAUAGUGAUGGGUUUGGAGGAAGAGUUUGACAUCAGCGUGGAGGAAGAGAGCUCUGAGAACAUCACAACAGUGCAGGAAGCUGCUGAUUUAAUUGAGAAACUUGUCCAGAAGAAAGCUGCUGCUUAGUCAUUCAAACCCACCCUAUGCAUGGCCUAAACCUCGACUCAAAGUGUAGUAAUGAAGUGAUCGAGUGAGCGUAAAGUGUGAUCGUGUUGAUUGAAUUCGCCUAUUCUUUCCCCUUUUUGUUCCCCUUCACUAGGAGGCACUUUAGCAUAAUUGUUACUAGUGCAGCUAUUAUUUUUAUGACCCAUCAAUUGGUUUAACUCGCCUUUUGCUUCAAGAUAUGAGUACAAGCUUUCCUCGAA